This is a messenger RNA of Hyla sarda, 4313 nucleotides long. RefSeq names its product catenin alpha-1-like. The transcript has a single exon. Lineage: Eukaryota; Metazoa; Chordata; Amphibia; Anura; Hylidae. The record is from RefSeq and is a predicted model, not a curated record. Gene Ontology annotation, molecular function: structural molecule activity; cadherin binding; beta-catenin binding. Gene Ontology annotation, cellular component: catenin complex; actin cytoskeleton; adherens junction. Bases 213 to 2912 code for a protein of 899 amino acids. Gene Ontology annotation, biological process: cell-cell adhesion; cell migration.
CAGGAUGGGUGGACAAGGGAAUGUUGGCAAGGGGGGGAGCUGAGAGGUGAGCCGGAAGUUCCCGCCCCCUCUCCCCCAGGAUCAGGGAACAAUACUCGUCAGUCAGGGCGGAGCCUCCCCGCAGUUUUCAUACAUUUGGUCUCACCUGCUCCCCCCCUUCCCGUAUCAAUCCCCGCAGCCGCCGCCGAGCGCACACACACACAGACGCAGCCAUGAGCGCGGCCGACAUUGUCCUGAAGUGGGACCCGAAGUCCCUGGAGAUCCGCACGCUGGCCGUGGAGCGGCUGCUGGAACCGCUGGUCACCCAGGUCACCACCCUGGUGAACAGCAGCAACAAGGGCCCGUCCGCCAAGAAGAAGGGCCGCUCCAAGAAAGCCAAGGUCCUGGCCGCCUCCGUGGAGCAGGCGACACAGAACUUCCUGGAGAGCGGAGAGAAGAUCGCCCGGGAGAGCCAGUACCUGCGGGAGGAGCUGGCGGCCGCAGUGGAGGAGGUACGCGGCCAGGGGGAGCUCAUGAGGUCGGCCUCCGGGGACUUCGCUGACGACCCCUGCUCCUCGGUGAAGAGGGGGAACGUGGUCCGGGCGGCCCGCACCCUGCUGUCCGCCGUCACUCGGCUGCUCAUCCUGGCAGACAUGGCCGAUGUGUACAGACUGUUGGUGCAGCUGAAGGUGGUGGAGGAGGGCAUCGUAAAGCUGAGGGGUGCGGGCACCGAGCAGGACCUGGGCAUCCACUACAAAGCCCUAAAGGCCGAGGUGGACAAACUGCAGGUGAUGACCGCCAAACGCCAACAGGAGCUAAAGGACGGCGGGCACCGAGAUCAGAUGGCGGCGGCGAGGGGCAUCCUGCAGAAGAACGUGCCCAUCCUCUACAGCGCCACCCAAGCCUGCCUCCAGCACCCGGACGUGGCCGCCUACAGAGCCAACAGAGACCUGGUCUACAAACAGCUCCAGCAAGCGGUGACCGGCAUCUCCAACGCCGCCCAGGCCACCACCGCCGACGAUGCCCCCGCCCUGCCUGGCGGCGAGCUGGCCGUGGCCUUGAACAACUUCGACAAGCAGAUCGUCAUGGACCCCCAGGGUUUCAGCGAGGAGCGUUACAGGCCGUCUCUGGAGGAACGUCUGGAGAGCAUCAUCAGCGGUGCCGCCCUGAUGGCCGAUUCCGCCUGCACCCGUGACGACCGCCGCGAGCGGAUCGUGGCCGAGUGUAACUCUGUGAGGCAAGCCCUGCAGGAUCUGCUGACGGAGUACAUGGGGAAUGCCGGCCGCAGAGAAAGGAGCGACACCCUCAACAUGGCCAUAGACCGGAUGACCAAAAAGACCAGAGAUCUACGCAGGCAGCUACGCAAAGCGGUGAUGGAUCAUGUGUCUGACUCGUUCCUGGAAACCAACGUGCCCCUCCUGGUGUUGAUUGAGGCCGCCAAGAAUGGCAACGAGAAGGAAGUAAAAGAGUACGCCCAGGUAUUCCGCGAGCACGCCACCAAAUUGAUCGAAGUGGCCAACCUGGCGUGCUCUAUAUCCAACAACGAAGAUGGGGUUAAAAUUGUCCGCAUGUCUGCCAACCAGCUCGAAGCUCUCUGCCCCCAGGUCAUCAACGCAGCCUUGGCGUUGGCGGCCAAACCUCAUAGUAAGGUAGCCAUGGACAAUAUGGACAUUUUCAAGGAACAGUGGGAGAAGCAAGUGUGUAUCUUGACGGAUGCCGUAGAUGACAUCACUUCCAUCGAUGACUUCUUGGCAGUGUCAGAGAACCACAUAUUGGAGGAUGUCAACAAGUGCGUCAUUGCCCUCCAGGAAAGAGAUGUUGAUGGACUUGAUCGUACGGCUGGCGCAAUCCGUGGCCGGGCAGCAAGAGUUAUCCACGUUGUCACUGCUGAAAUGGAGAACUAUGAGGCUGGCAUCUACUCCGAGAAGGUGCUAGAAGCCACCAAACUCCUGUCAGAUGUUGUCAUGCCACGCUUCGCUGAGCAAGUAGAAGCUGCCGCCAAUGCACUUGCUGGAGACUCCAACCAACCAGUGGACGAGAACGAGUUCAUUGACUCCUCCAGACUUGUGUACGAUGGCAUCCGGGACAUCCGAAAAGCCGUCCUCAUGAUAAGAACCCCCGAAGAACUGGAUGACUCCGACUUCGAGACUGAGGACUAUGAUGUGAGGAGCCGUACCAGCAUCCAGACAGAAGAUGAUCAGCUCAUCGCUGGGCAGAGUGCCCGUGCCAUCAUGGCUCAACUUCCAAAGGAGCAAAAGGCUAAAAUUGCCGAAGAGGUGGCAAGCUUCCAGGAAGAGAAGAGCAAGUUGGAUGCCGAGGUGUCCAAAUGGGAUGACAGCGGCAAUGACAUUAUCGUCCUGGCCAAGCAGAUGUGUAUGAUCAUGAUGGAGAUGACCGACUUCACCAGGGGCAAAGGACCCCUCAAGAAUGCUUCAGAUGUCAUCGGGGCAGCCAAGAAAAUUGCGGAGGCUGGAUCCCGAAUGGAUAAAUUGGGCAGAACCAUUGCCGACCACUGCCCUGACUCUGCCUGCAAACAGGACCUCCUAGCCUAUCUCCAGCGCAUUGCCUUAUACUGCCACCAGUUAAACAUUUGCAGCAAGGUAAAAGCCGAGGUCCAAAAUCUUGGCGGCGAGCUGGUGGUCUCCGGAGCCGACAGUGCCAUGUCCCUCAUCCAAGCGGCCAAGAAUCUCAUGAAUGCCGUGGUGCAAACCGUGAAGGCCUCCUACGUGGCCUCCACCAAGUAUCAGAAAUCCCAGGGCAUGGCUUCUCUGAACCUUCCUGCCGUGUCUUGGAAAAUGAAGGCUCCUGAGAAGAAGCCCCUCGUCAAGAGAGAGAAGCCCAACGAGACCCAAAUGAUCAAGCGGGCGUCUCAGAAGAAGCACGUCAACCCGGUGCAGGCCCUCAGUGAGUUCAAAGCCAUGGAGAGCAUCUGAAUAGACCUCUGAGAUAGUGACCGUAUCCUCUACUCAUAGCCCCAUUUCUAGAUCCCCAAUUAUGGUGAUUCUGACCACUAAUGGAAAUAUUUAAAGGGACGGCCCAUCUAAAAUACCCCUUGUCUUGAUUUAGGGCUUACACUUGGGUACCCCCUUCCUUUACAACCACUAGCAACCUAUAUGCACCCCCUAUUGGGUUCCAGGAUUUCCAUAUUUCACAGACUAUGAAUGCUACAUAUAUAUGGCACUAAGCCUAGACUUCUGGAAUGAUCCUAUAACCUAGAUAAUCUCUAUAAUUAUAGUGUCAUUAUUAACCUAUAAACUUUUACUGGUUGCCUCCGCACAGUCCAGGCGGCCAUAUUGCUUACAAUGCUAGUACUCAGGCUGUGGGUUCGUCUGGGGCAGUGUAAUGGAUAAGGGCUGGGUUAUCCAGGAUUAGAAAAAAAAAGCUGAAAACAGCACCACUGUUGUCCUCAGGCGGAGUGCGGUAUUGCAGCUCGGUUCCAGCAAUGCGAAUGGAGGCAAGUUGCAAUGCUGCACAUAACUUGAACAGGUUGUCCAGGACUAAAAAAAACAGACUAAAACAGCGCCACUCUUGUCCUCAGGUUGAGUGCGGUAUUGCGACUGUUUCAUGGAAGUGAAUGAAGCGAAGUGGCAAUACCGUACCCAACCUCAGGACAGGGUUGGCGCUGUUUUUCAAAGUUAUUCCUGCAUAACCCCUUUUUUUUUAAAUUCUUUGGGUAUAUACUGUCUAUUCUGUUUAAAUGGGGUGACCUAUUUAUCCUGUUCACCUAGAUAUAUAUAUAUCUUUAAUUUAUUAGAUUAUUCUUUAAAAAAAAAAAAAAACACACACACUAACAUUUUGGGGCAGCAAUCUGCAUCCCCCUGAAUUCACACUACAAUUUUCUGGCGUGGGCAUGCUGGGAGUUGUAGUUGUGUGUCAGUUGGGAGGGCUGCAGUGUUAGAGCGGAUUACAGUAGGUGUCAUGGCUCUAUGGGGGAGAUUUAUCAAAACCUGUCCAGGGGGCGGUUGCUGAGUUGCCCAUAGCAACCAAUCAGAUCGCCGCUUUCAUUUUUCAAAAUGGAAGAAGCAAUCUGGUUGCUAUGGGCAACUCAGUAACUUUUCCUCUGGACAGGCUUUGAUCUCCCCCCUACGUGUUUUUUUUUUUUUUUUGUUUUCUUCGGUCGUAUUGAAUGUUGCAAAACUACAACUCCCAGCAUGCCCGGACAGCCAGCGGCUGUCCGGGCAUGCUGGGAGUUGUAGUUUUGCAACAUGUGUAGGUGGAGACAUAACUUUGGCAAUAAUUGUUUGGCUAUGUAAACAGAUUGCGCAGGGGGCUGCAGAAAGUGUGGUCGUUCUGGGACUUGUAGUUAUACACCCUUAGAUAUAGAUAGAUAGAUU